AUGACAUGGUUGGAUGAAAUGGACACCGUGGUUGAUAUCAGUGGUUGCGCUGAUAAGGAUGUUGUAAAGUUUGUAUCUCAAUCAUUCAAAGGAGAGGCACUAGCCUGGUGGAGAUCCUUGAUCCAAGCUACUGGGAAGAUCCCAUUGUGCAAUCUGUCUUGGGAUCAGUUUGUGACGUUGAUCAAAGAGAACUACUGCCCUCAACAUGAGGUUCAAAAGAUUGAGUAUGAUUUCUUGUCUUUGGUUAUGAAGAACCUGGAUUGUCAAGCCUACCUUAGAAGCUUCAAUACUAUGUCAAGAUUGAGAUCGCUGAGAAACACCGAUGCUGAAAAGAGGAAGCGUGAGGAUGAUUACUCACGGCGUUCAGAUAAGAAACACAAAGGGAAUUCCGACCACAAAAAGAGUUCUGGAACUAAAAAGGAUGGUCAUCAGUCGGGUGAUAAGCCCAAGUGUAAAAUCUGUAAGAAGCACCAUUUCGUGAAGUGCAGAUAUGAGUCGAAAUCCCAGUCACAGCCGAGAGCUUGUGGGAUUUGUAAGUCAAGUGAGCACAAGACCUUAGACUGCAAGAAAAUAAAGGACGCAACGUGCUACAACUGCAACGAGAAAGGGCACAUCAAGUCCAACUGCCCAAAAUAUGCGAAGAGGCUGAGGAUGGGAAAAAGACCAAUGCUAGGGUCUUCCAGAUGA
Molecule: messenger RNA, 687 nt
Organism: Helianthus annuus (common sunflower)
Lineage: Eukaryota; Viridiplantae; Streptophyta; Magnoliopsida; Asterales; Asteraceae
Exons: 2
Coding region: 1-687 (228 amino acids)
Molecular function (GO): zinc ion binding; nucleic acid binding
Source: RefSeq, a predicted model, not a curated record